AUGGAGCAGAACAACAACAACAUGGAAGAUUUCUCCUUGAAUGUCUUUUCUGUCACUCCUUAUCAGCCGAACAGAUCUGAUGUCCUGGUGUCAGAUGGGGAUAAAGCCGGUGCCACUUUGCUCUUUUCAGGUGUGUUUUUGGGACUGGUAGGGAUCACUUUCACCGUGAUGGGAUGGAUAAAAUACGAUGGCGUUACUCACCUGGAGUGGACCCAGUUACUAGGGCCUAUUCUGCUGUCUGUUGGGGUGACUUUUAUUCUGAUUGCUGUUUGUAAAUUUAACAUGCUUACAUGCAAGCCCUGUAAAGAAAGAGAGGAAAAUACAUCAGACCUCGACCAGACUGCAAGUGGACAGUCCUUUGUCUUCACCGGCAUUAACCAGCCUAUAACUUUUCACGGCGCCACAGUGGUACAGUACAUCCCUCCGCCGUACCCAGCCCAGGAAGGCGCUGCUGUGAGUCCUGGAUACCUUCACCCGGUGCUCAGCUGCUGCGGUCCUGUUUCCCCCAGUGCCUCACCAGUUCCCACCCUGGGCUCCGCUCACUUCUGCCCUGCCUACCCCCUGGAUAACCCGGCUUUUACCGGAGACGAGAACUAUGCUGCUUAUCCUGCAGAGAAUACCAGGAAUCGGAGGUCAGAGGACAGUUCUGAUGAGCCAGAACUGCUGGAAGACUAUGCCUGUGAUGACUUGUCACCUCCACGUUAUGAGGAAAUAUACCCACUGUCUUCAUAA
Balearica regulorum gibbericeps (East African grey crowned-crane) is the source of this 732-nucleotide messenger RNA. RefSeq names its product transmembrane protein 174 (gene TMEM174). Lineage: Eukaryota; Metazoa; Chordata; Aves; Gruiformes; Gruidae. The record is from RefSeq and is a predicted model, not a curated record.